AUGAUGUACAUAUACUGUACAUGUCAUGUUGUUUAAACGUGUCGAGCAUGUUUAGAUUAGGUUAUGUUAGGAACGUUGUCCUUUUAAAACUUAUGUUGUUGUACAGUUAAAAAGAUUAUAUUUAAAACAAAACAAUUUAAAACAAGAUAUUAAACAACUCUGCAAUUUUAUAUAUUUAUACUUACGAACUAUUGAAUUAAUUUUUUAAAUCAAUAUAAAAAUAUGAGCACGCAGAAGGGGAAUUCAAAUCGAUCAAGACCACAAAAAUAUAAAAAUCAUUCUGCUUUUAAAAAUGAUCUACACGAUAAGUCACAUAAAACAAAAAUGAUCAAUAGCAUUCAAGUAGCAUGUGUAUGUGAAAGAUGUAAGCAGAUCAUUGAAUGGAAAAUUAAAUAUAAGAAAUAUAAGCCAUUAAAAACACCUUCAAAAUGUAUAAAAUGUCAGCAGAAAUCAGUAAGGCAAGCAUAUCAUAACAUUUGUUUAUCUUGUGCUAAAGAAAAUGAAGUGUGUUCAAAAUGUGGCAACAGAAGUGACGUUAUUGAAGGAAAACCUACUAAAGAAGAGUCCAUGAAGUUAGAUGCCGAAUUACAAAAUCUUCUUAAAGAGUUACCUGAACGAAAACGCAGAACAUUCAUACGCUAUAUGAAUCAAAAUACCACAAAUAAGAAAAACAAUUCCCAAAUAAAUAAGAAUCCAAGCAAGAAGCAUGAAAGUGAAGAAAAUGGCAGUAUAGAAGAACCAAAAAAUGAGUCCGAUAUAGUGUCCUUAUAUGAUUUAUUAUUAAAAUUAAAAUCACUAGUAGUUAAAAAUGAAGAUGAUGAUGAAGAUGAUUUUGGAGAUGAUACUUGGGAUUCGGAUUCUCUUACAUAAGAAUAAAUUGUUAUUUGUUCUUCAUUUUUACUUGUCUGUAUUAUAGUAAUAAAAAUUGUAACUAUUUUA
This is a messenger RNA of Megalopta genalis, 939 nucleotides long. The record is from RefSeq and is a predicted model, not a curated record. NCBI's taxonomy places the organism in Eukaryota, Metazoa, Arthropoda, Insecta, Hymenoptera, Halictidae.